AUGCCGACUGAAUACCAGAUAUCAUCAAAUAUAGACUUGAUAAUCCAUCUCUACAAUUCAUCGUCUCCACCCCCUUCGCCAAACGAGCACACUGAUUCCAACGACUAUGGUAGUUCUUCACCUUCCGAUAUAAUAAAGUACUACGUAACAGCCUGGUCCCUACAACAAGCAUCACCAAUCUUCUCACGAAUAAUCUCCCCUUCUCCUCACUUCAAACAACCUUCAAAGAUUGUCUACUUGGGGGUAGAGUGUAAAUCAAUCACUCUAGAAGAUGACUGUCCCCAUGCACUAUCAAUAGUUCUGAACCUCUUACACUUAAACACCAAAUCUCUACCUUCUAUUAACGAGAUAUCAUGGAAUACUUUCUAUGAUAUUGCGAUUAUAUGGGACAAAUAUGAUAUUAGCAAUCUCAUCGCGCCACCAUGGUUGAAGUAUUUUCAGAAGGUUAUGAAUGGGGUUGGGUAUGAAGGGUGGUUGUUUAUUGGGAAGACUUUCGGGGAAGGGGAAGGGUAUGUGGAGUUGACUGCUAGGUUGAUUGUUGAGGCUGGGCAGAAUCUUUCAGGCAAGGAAGCCAUCGAGGCUGGACCAGGAGGGGUGGGUUUUACGAGAGGUGGAAGGUAUAUUGAUGCCAGCGGCUGGCCGGAUUCUGUCAGAGAGCAUAUAACCUCAGAAAAUAGCAACCUAAUGGAGAAACUCCGAACUAUUUUGACAACCUGGAAAUGGAGCUUCAAAGGAAAACGCCCUAGAGCAUUGUGUACCUGCUAUGGGAAUGUACCUAGAUACAACCGCCACACCUCCCUUUCAAAUAGUAUCGCCGAUCUCCUCUCCGACGAAUCUAUGACUCUAUCUCCACAGUCUCAUCGAGCGGGUAACAGUAACACAUCGGCUCGGGUUAGAUUAGCUUCCCGACUAAGGGAUAUCGAAGGCGUGGCGAAUUGGCAAUGGAAUGGAUCCAUCGUGACUCUACGACGACGAAUGGGAAUUUUUCGAAGUUGCAUGGGAGAUAGGGAUAUGAGACAGGUGAAGCAUAUGCUCGAGAAUGCGGAUAUAUAUGAUUUAUGUCCAUUGGAGGAGUCAGCGUUACGAGUACUCUAUGAUUUUGACCAAACCAUUGAAACCAUCAGGGGUAUUGGAAUCGAUGGGAAGAUAAUUGAUGUUCCGCUGAACCGACUGAUUGAAGAUGCCAAAACAGAUCCGUGGAAUUCAAAGGGGGAUGGGAAGAAGUGGGAUAGUAUAGCAAUGUUGGGAGUUAGGAUUUCGGGAAUAUUUGCGCUUCUGUCGGUAGUCGUGUUUGCUAUCGCUCUGGGGAAAGGGUGGGGGGUUAAGAUGGUUGAAAGUGGAAUCGUGACUUAA
Messenger RNA from Orbilia oligospora ATCC 24927, 1353 nucleotides. RefSeq lists its product as uncharacterized. Bases 1 to 1353 code for a protein of 450 amino acids. NCBI's taxonomy places the organism in Eukaryota, Fungi, Ascomycota, Orbiliomycetes, Orbiliales, Orbiliaceae. The record is from RefSeq and is a predicted model, not a curated record. The transcript has 2 exons.